AUGGACUCGGAUCUCGCGAAUUUGUGUGAGCAGUGUUUUAAAAAUGAAUUCAAAUAUAAAUGUCCUGCCUGUGCUAUAAGAACAUGUUCUCUCGAAUGCUCGAAACUUCAUAAGCAACAGACCAAAUGUACUGGGCUGGUGGAUCCAGCUAAAUACUUUUCUCGGCACGACAUAGCAGCAUCUCCAGCUAUUAUUAAUCGAGAUUACAGCUUUCUGCAGACCCUGGAUCGUGAACUGGUACUUGGGAAACGCACAGUUAGUGAGGUAUUGACAGCGUCGAACUCUGGUAAACGAAGUCGGCAGCAGCAGAUUCAGCAGAGGAGACGGGGUGGUCAGCGGUCUGAUGAGAGACUUGUCAACGGAAUUCGAGUAAAGCAACUGCCGCAAGGCAUGCAACGAAGCAUAAGCAAUAAAUCAGGCUGGAACAACAAACGCAAGAAGUACUUCUGGACCGUGGAGUGGAUCUUUAUCCACAGCAACGGUGAUAGUAGUGAGACAGUCGGUGAAACGAGUAAAAACCAAAUUAAAGACGAAGAAACUAAAAGGGAAGAAACCAAAGAGGAGGUAGAAGGUACCAGCGACGAUAUCCAAGAACAGCCUAUAGACCAAAAGAGUCCUGACGGUGAUAGUACCAGCAUCGAACAAAAUAGCAUUGCAGACGACACCAAAGAACGAAUUACGGAACAAAAGAGUUCUGACAGUGACAGUACCAGCAUCGAACAAAAUAGCAUUGCAGACGACACCAAAGAAAGAAUUACAGAAGAAAAGAAUCCUGACAUUGACAGUACCAACAUCGAACAAAAUAGCAUUGGCGACGGUGCUAGGAUCACCUGUACAAAAGAAGUUCCUGAUAGCGAGAUUUUAGACGAAGCUGCCCGGCGGAUAUACAAGUUCAGCCCCGGCGGGACGGACCUCCCAGCUGCCUCAAAGCUAGCAGUUUACUUAAAAAAGGUCGACUGUCCAGCCAACAAACCCCAACUGAUCAAACUGGACGGCGAAAAACCGCUAGCAGAAGCACUGGCCGGCCAGUGCGUGCUGGAGUACCCAACUCUGUUCGCCAUAAUCGGCAAACAAGGCUCUCACGAACCGACAGACCUCCCAGCAGGAUAUUUAUUAGACGAAGGAGACGCUUCCAGUGACAGCUCUACCGACUCCAGCGACGACUCUAGCACCACAGCCAGUGAUUCCAGCUCCAGCUCCAGCGAGUCCGACUCACCACCCGCCGAAGAGUCUUCAAAAGGACCGUAG
Messenger RNA from Sugiyamaella lignohabitans, 1248 nucleotides. RefSeq names its product Bcd1p (gene BCD1). NCBI's taxonomy places the organism in Eukaryota, Fungi, Ascomycota, Dipodascomycetes, Dipodascales, Trichomonascaceae. Bases 1 to 1248 code for a protein of 415 amino acids. Gene Ontology annotation, biological process: maturation of LSU-rRNA from tricistronic rRNA transcript (SSU-rRNA, 5.8S rRNA, LSU-rRNA); box C/D snoRNP assembly; snoRNA localization. The record is from RefSeq and is a predicted model, not a curated record. Gene Ontology annotation, cellular component: pre-snoRNP complex; nucleus. The transcript has a single exon.